AUGGUUUACGCAUAUGGUUUACGUUCCUUCAUAAUCCAACGUAUCGCAACUAAAUCCUGUUCUCUGGAUCCACUCCCGGUGGUCAUGCUAAAUCACUGUUUUAAAGACAUCUUACCCGUUGUAGCUAGAAUAAUCAACCUCUCCUUGGAAAGUGGUACAAUGCCUGACUCUUUGAAGAUUGCUGUUGUUCAACCGCUAUUAAAAAAGUACAAUCUUUCCUAUGAAGAAUUCUGCAGUUUUCGUCCAAUAUCAAAUCUGAAAUUUGUCUCGAAAUCAAUUGAGAAAGCAGUUGCUGUACAAUUAACUGAUUAUCUUACUGAAAAUCAUCUACAUGAGAAAUUCCAGUCUGCUUAUAAACCUUGUCAUAGUACUGAAACAGCGCUAUUGAGGGUUCAAAAUGAUAUCCUUCAAGCUCUAGAUAACGGUGAUUCUGUUAUUCUUGUCCUACUGGAUCUGUCGGCGGCUUUUGACACCGUGGAUCAUUUAAUUUUAUUAACAAGACUAUCGAAACGCUUUGGCAUAAGGGGUCGUGUGUUGGAUUGGCUUACCUCAUACCUUACAUCCAGGAAACUGUUUAUUCGUGUUGAGGGAACUGAUUCGUUAUUGAGUGAUCUUGUUUGUGGUGUACCUCAGGGAUCUGUGUUGGGUCCUCUGUUGUAUUCACUCUAUACUGCCCCUCUCGCGGAUGUGGCUAGGCGCCACAAUCUGCGCUUUCACUUUUUUUCUGAUGAUGGGCAACUUUACAUUGCAUUCAAAAGGAAUGAUCGUGAUGAUUUAAUAUCAUCUAAGAUCCGUAUGGAGAAAUGUAUACUUGAAUUGGGAAACUGGUUGAUGUUGAAUAAAUUGAAACUAAAUAGUGGCAAAACGGAGCUUAUAUUAGUCCAUUCACGCUAUCAUCUGAUGCCUCCCUUAAAUUAUAUCAUGGUGGGAAAGGAAAAAAUUGUGCCAACUGUUUCAGCAAGAAAUCUGGGGGUGAUUUUUGAUGAGUGGAUCAGAUUGGGCGAACAUAUUAAUGGUAUCUGCAAGUCAGCUUACUACCAUAUUAGGGAUAUUUCAAGAAUUAAGAAGUAUCUACCUCGAAAUUGCUUAGAAAUAAUUAUUCAUGCAUUUAUAACUUCAAGACUGGAUUAUUGUAACUCCCUGUUGUAUGGUGUACCCAAAUAUUUGCUUCAGAAGCUUCAGAGAGUCCAAAAUACUGCAGCUCGUUUACUAACUGAUACUAAGAAAUCGGCGCAUAUCACCCCAGUUCUUAUCGAAUUGCAUUGGUUACCUGUCCAAUACCGUAUUCAAUUCAAGAUUAUACUUCUUGUCUACAAAGCUGUUAAUGAUCUUGCUCCAUCGUAUCUGAAGGAACUUAUGCUGUGUCGUACUUCGCAGCGUACUCUUCGAUCAAAUGGAAAUGAAUUGCUCCAGAUUCCUUAUUCUAGACUAAAGACAUACGGAGACAGAUCGUUCUGUGUUGCUGGACCAAGAUUGUGGAAUGAUUUACCUGUUCAUCUUCGGAUGUGUGAAUCAUUAACCAUUUUUAAGAAGUUUCUUAAAACAUAUCUUUUUAACUUGUUUUUAAAUAGUGUAUGAUGUAUUCUAUAGUUUUAACAUUCUUAACACUAGUUUUAAGAUUGGAUUUUGUAUUACUGUAAAGCGCCUAGAACAGUCUUGGUUUGUGCGCUAUAUAAAUGUUUAUUAUUAUUAUUAUUAUUAUAAUAAAUUAUACUAAAAAUAGCGAAAAUUCCUGUCACUUGAUAAAAAAGCCAAAAUAGAGCCAAAAGGCCAAACAUUUUUUUCAAGGCCAAACAAGAAAUAAAAAAGCCAAAAUCGAGUUAUUUGGCUGCAAAAAGGCCAAGUUACCAACCCUGCACCUUUGUAUGUCCUGAAAUGCCUUGUACCCAGGCGCUUUGGUUUGUUUACGUCAUCAAGCGCAAGUGGGACGGCACGCGAGGGAGAAAAACGGAAAAUAUCGAUCAAAUUAAUCCACGCGGCCCACGCAAGCCAUAGAACAACAUAUAGCGCCUGGGUACGAGGCUGUGUCCCGAAUAGCCUGCGUGGCAGGCUCACUACCUGCCGCGCAGGCUAUGUCCCGAAGGAAAUCUUGAUUCUUGAUCUGGAAUUUUAAAAUUUUUGUGUUGUUAUUUUAAACGCAUGCUAAUUAUCAAUUAACCAAUGAAAUAGCUUCAUUUGUCAUAAAUUAUUCAAAUCAAGCACAGUCCAAUCAGAGGCGGCCCCAAAUCUGGGAACUAUCCACGUGACCUGAACAAGGAUUAUGCAUCCAACUCACAGACGUUCUCUCGCGCGCUUCGUCGAGAGUAAAGCCGGUUUUCCAGAUGGUUCCAGUUGAGAGACCAAAGACAAAUCAAAAAUUCGCUUCGCGCGAAAAAAUUCGCAAGUGGAAAACCGGCUUAACGGUUGUACACAGGCUAUGAAAGACGCGCCUUCGAAACAAAAAAGAUUCUUCAUGCAAAACAAAAAGUUGAAUAGUUUGUGGUCCCAGGGAUAUCCUCAACAACGUUGUCAUUCUGAAUUCAACGUUAAACUCGGAUUUUCACAUCUUUGGAGCGACGUGAAUGCCUUGUUGUGACAUUAGACGACGACUUGUUACGACGUUAAUAAAAUAUACCUCAAAGCACACACCGGAUCGUUUUUCCCAAACUUAGCCGUUUGUAAAGUUAUUUUAAAAAGCUUCAAAUUAUUGCAGUAAUCAAAUUCCUUAGCUCUCGUCCCCUUUUCUAAUCUGUCUAGUGUUUGACGUCGAUACCCGGGUGUGA
This is a messenger RNA of Paramuricea clavata, 2762 nucleotides long. The record is from the annotation of a GenBank genome assembly. NCBI's taxonomy places the organism in Eukaryota, Metazoa, Cnidaria, Anthozoa, Malacalcyonacea, Plexauridae.